AUGUCCUCUUGCAAGCCUUCGGCCACACCCGUCGACACCAAAGCUAAGUUGAGCUCCACUUCCGGCCCUCCUAUUGAUGAUCCCACAUUAUAUCGUAGUCUUUCCGGCGCUCUUCAAUAUCUCACUUUUACUCGCCCGGAUAUCUCGUAUGUCGAGCAACAAAUCUGUUUAUAUAUGCACGACCCACGGCAAGAACACAUGCAUGAUGUUCGACGCAUAUUGCGGUACCUUCAGGGUACCUUAUCUCACGGCCUUCACCUCUAUGCUUCUCCCACAAGCAGCCUAAUCUCAUACUCUGAUGCGGAUUGGGGUGGCUGCCCCGACACACGCCGCUCAACCUCGGGUUAUUGCGUGUUUCUUGGUGACAACUUGAUCUCUUGGUCUGCCAAACGUCAACCCAUUAUCUCCAAGUCAAGUGCGGAGGCCGAGUAUCGGGGUGUCGCAAAUGUCGUCGCCGAAUCAUGUUGGCUUCGCAACCUUCUUCUCGAACUCCACUGCCCAAUCAAGAAAGCUACGGUUGUGUAUUGUGACAAUGUUAGUGCCGCCUAUCUCUCCGGCAACCCGGUUCAACAUCAAAGGACCAAACACAUUGAAAUGGACAUCCAUUUUGUUCGUGAAAAGGUUGCUCUCGGUCAAGUUCGUGUUCUUCAUGUUCCUUCUUGA
Messenger RNA from Chenopodium quinoa (quinoa), 663 nucleotides. RefSeq lists its product as uncharacterized. The transcript has a single exon. The record is from RefSeq and is a predicted model, not a curated record. The coding region runs from base 1 to 663 and encodes 220 amino acids. NCBI's taxonomy places the organism in Eukaryota, Viridiplantae, Streptophyta, Magnoliopsida, Caryophyllales, Amaranthaceae.